Molecule: messenger RNA, 5940 nt
Organism: Spea bombifrons (plains spadefoot toad)
Lineage: Eukaryota; Metazoa; Chordata; Amphibia; Anura; Pelobatidae
Gene: NTRK2
Product: neurotrophic receptor tyrosine kinase 2
Exons: 18
Coding region: 450-2918 (822 amino acids)
Biological process (GO): positive regulation of kinase activity; multicellular organism development; protein phosphorylation
Cellular component (GO): cell-cell junction; signaling receptor complex; axon
Molecular function (GO): brain-derived neurotrophic factor receptor activity; ATP binding; cell adhesion molecule binding
Source: RefSeq, a predicted model, not a curated record
UAGCACUGGAGACAGUGUGUGUGUGUGUGUGUAAAAAAACAUAUUGGAGACUGAAUCCCUCCAGCAACCAGUGCAGAGCUAUCUAUCCAUCUCUCUCUAUCGGGCAGGAGCUGAGACCCACUGCAGCCCUCCCAGAAGGAGAAGGAUCUCACCAUACCUGUUCCUUCACCAUCGAUCAUUCAGCUUGAAGAAGACCACAGCUCAGUCAUUGAGCGCAUCUUCUGCAGCUUAUUCAUCUCUCACCUGUGGCUGUUUUUUUCCUCCAUUAGACUAUAAAUAUGAUCUAUGCCACCUAACACCCAGAAAUCUGAAUUUAUUUGAGGAUUAUGAGUCCAAUUAAGCUUCAUUACUAUUGACUCCCAGCAAUCUGCAGGAGCUGCGAUUUCUCUGGAGGUUCAACUUGUGUUGGGGUCUACACAAACGUUGCUUCAUUGAUUUGGGGAUCCAACAUGGGCCUUUGGAGAAGGUUACAUGGACCUGAUCUGUGCCAGGUGUUAUGUUCCUGCUGGAUUUUUCUUAUUUUAUUUUGGAGGGGACUGGCCUGCCCUACUUCAUGCAAGUGUAACUCGUCGAGGAUCUGGUGCACCAUCCAGAACCCUGGGAUUGUUGCAUUUCCAGUUCUGAGGAACACUGCACUGGCAGAGAACAUCACUGACAUUUACAUUGCAAACCAACAAAACCUUGCGUCUAUAAAUUAUGAUGAUAUCAAGAUUUACACUGAACUGAGAAACCUGACUGUGGUUGACUCUGGACUUAAAGUUGUGUCUCGUCUGGCAUUCCGGAACAACCUCAAACUAACUUAUGUAAACCUUUCCCGAAACACGCUGCCAACUCUAACCAGGAAGAAUUUCCGCCAUCUUCCGCUGUCUGAACUAAUCGUAAAUGGCAAUCCAUUCAAGUGUUCGUGUGACUUAAUGUGGAUUAAGGUAUUUCAGGAGGCUAAAUCCCUUGGGUUGGAGAACCAAAAUAUAUACUGCCUCACAGAAAAUGGGAAGAAAAUUGACCUUUCCAGCAUGCAGAUCCCCAACUGUGGCUUUCCGGUAAUAAACGUGAGUUCAACAAACAUUACGGUCCUAGAAGGGAAUGAUGUGACCCUUUAUUGUGAUGCCACUGGACUUCCGGUUCCAAAUAUCUCCUGGGAUGUUUCUCAGAUUAACACAACGCAUACUGUAGAGACCAACAAACGUCCAGCAAUCCUUAAAUUAAAGAAUGUGACUUCGUUUGACAACAAGAAGAUCAUUUUCUGUGCAGCAGAAAACAGCGUGGGUGAUGAUAAGGUUUCCGUGGAACUGAAUGUACACUUUCCACCGACAAUCACAUUUAUUGACAUUCCAACUUUGGAUCAUCACUGGUGCAUCCCAUUCAGUGUGAGGGGUAAUCCAAGACCUAAACUGCAGUGGUUUCACGAGGGUGCCAUCCUGAGAGAAAAUGAGUUUAUUUGGAGCAAGAUCCAUGAAACAACGGAUAAUCUGAGUGAGCAUCAUGGCUGUCUGCAGCUGGACAGCCCAACGCAUUUCAACAAUGGUUUAUAUACGUUACGGGCAGAAAAUGAAUAUGGAAAACAUGAACGCACAGUCAUGGCUCAGUUCAUGAAAACUCCAGAUUAUGGUAGUGAUCCAAUUACUGACCCUGGAUUUUAUGAUUACGAGACCACUUCAAAUGAUAUCGGAGAUACCAGUACAGAUAAUGGAAGUGGCGUCACAUCUACGGAUGUUUCCAAUGAAGGGAAUGAAGACAGCGUCACCGUAUAUGUCGUUGUGGGCAUUGCAGCUUUAGCGUGUACUGUUCUGGUGAUAAUGCUGGUCAUCUUAAAGUUUGGAAGGCACUCAAAGUUUGGACUGAAAGGACCUUCUUCAGUGAUUAGCAAUGAUGAUGACUCAGCCAGCCCUCUCCAUCAUAUAUCUAAUGGAAGUAACACACCGUCUUCUUCAGAAGGUGGACCUGAUGCAGUAAUUAUUGGCAUGACAAAAAUCCCUGUUAUUGAAAACCCUCAGUAUUUUGGAAUAACCAACAGCCACCUUAAACCAGAUACCUUUGUUCAGCAUAUAAAGAGGCACAACAUUGUUCUGAAGAGAGAACUUGGAGAAGGGGCAUUUGGAAAAGUGUUUCUGGCAGAGUGCUACAACCUUAGCCCUGAACAAGAUAAAAUCCUAGUUGCAGUAAAGACGCUAAAAGAUGCCAGUGACAAUGCGCGAAAAGACUUUCAUCGGGAGGCUGAGUUGCUAACAAACUUACAGCAUGAGCAUAUUGUGACUUUUUAUGGUGUUUGUGUGGAAGGAGAUCCACUCAUCAUGGUCUUUGAGUAUAUGAAGCAUGGCGAUCUGAACAAGUUCCUGAGAGCCCAUGGACCAGAUGCAGUCCUCAUGGCAGAAGGAAACCGUCCAGCAGAACUCACUCAAUCCCAGAUGCUUUACAUAGCUCAGCAGAUUGCAGCAGGUAUGGUCUACCUGGCUUCCCAGCACUUUGUUCACCGAGAUCUCGCCACAAGGAACUGUCUGGUUGGAGAAAACCUUCUGGUGAAGAUUGGAGACUUUGGCAUGUCAAGAGAUGUGUACAGCACUGACUAUUACAGAGUUGGAGGGCAUACAAUGUUACCCAUUCGCUGGAUGCCCCCCGAGAGUAUCAUGUACAGGAAGUUCACCACAGAAAGCGAUGUUUGGAGUUUAGGGGUGGUUUUAUGGGAAAUUUUUACUUAUGGAAAACAACCCUGGUAUCAGCUAUCAAACAACGAGGUAAUCGAAUGUAUUACUCAAGGACGAGUCUUACAGAGACCCCGAACUUGCCCAAAGGAAAUCUAUGACUUAAUGCUUGGUUGUUGGCAGAGGGAGCCUCAUAUGAGGCUAAACAUCAAAGAAAUACACAUCCUCCUUCAGAACUUGUCCAAGGCAUCUCCAGUAUACCUUGAUAUUCUUGGCUAAAAACUCAAGACGUUACCCAUAUGAGCUUAGUGUAAGAACGUGGUGAGCGCCUGCUGAACUCCAUAAGAUGUGUUAUAAACUCUUACAGUAUUACCGACGAAGAUGCUGAGAAACUUUCAAAGGGCAAGCAACACUAAUUUCUCCAUCUGUACAAUACACAGUACUGAAUAUUUGCCAUUACUAAAUUCUAUCUGAUUCUUUUAAUUUUUUUCUGCUGAGCUAAUAUCUUUUUACCUUCUUGCUUUUUUUCUUCAGUUUCUCCUGUCCCACUUUCUUUAUGCUUCUGCCUUUAUGUAACGCAGCGUACAUAGACAAAGGCCUUAAAACCUUCUGUAUUAAUCAGCAGACAUACAAGUCUGCCUGCAGCAUCUAACAAUGCCUUCUUGUAUUCCUGCCUUUAAUGUGGAUGAAAAAAGGGAAAAAAUAAAAAAGUGACACAAACGUUGGGCUCCUGCUGUACAUACCUAUAGUGUUUGUACUGACUCUGCGCACUAAAGAUGACCAAUUUCUGGACUAUGAUGUAUGGGACUUCUGGAAAAAGCGGACGAGAAAGAGAAGUACUGUGUUGAGGAGACAAGUCAAUGGAGCUGUCUGCCUAAAUAUAAAUCAACACAAACACAAGAAAUCAUUUCAGUUCAUAAUACUCAGAAACAAACAAAACAUCCUAAUGCAGGUUGUUCUUUAUUGUUAUGGUAACAUAAGGUAGAAAGGUCUGCUAUAAUUUAUGUUCACCUUCCUAAAUGUAGUGAAUACAGUAUUAUAAUUACGUCAUAAGCGACUCAUCUUAUGAGACCACAGUCAUCACGUAGUGUUGAGAAUUGUACCUAGAGGACAAUCUAAUAUUCACCAGUUUAAGCCUACUUUAAAGUUCAGUUUUGACAAGUGUGCACAUGAGCCAUUGUGUGUAUUGAUGGGCUACAACAUCUACGAAGAUGGACAGGUGAAUGUGACAUAAAACAUAUGUAUUUUAACUGUUGUAACAAAUAUAGCAACAGGCCUAGAUUGAAUCCUGGUCUGGAAAAAGGGCCUCCAAAGCAUGACCAAAUGUCUCAAAUUUACAUUCCUAAGGUUGGUUUGUUAGCCUAUUUUUUUUUUACUUUUUCCUUCAUGGACUGUGAAUUGAAGUUCAUAUUUCUCUGUAUUAGAUUGUAAAAAGUGGCAACCUUUCUAAAAUGUUUGUGAUGUUAACCUUGGAGACAGCGCAUGCUUAUAUACGUUACCGGCAUGAUGUGUCAUAUUCAAAGCUAUAGAAAGUACACAUAUGGAACUUGUAUCACAAUUGCAUUUAACAUAGCUUAGGAAGCUCUCCUUUUAUUCUGUCAGAAAACCAGUGAGGAAGGUUUAUGUAUUACAAUUCUCUCAACCACUAUAAAACUCAAUUAUAUAUGAACAUGUAGCACAGUAAAGGAAAAUGCAUCGUGUGUAGAUAAAUGUAUAUAAAUGAAGUAUAUUGAAAUAAAAGGGAAACUGUAAAAUAUGUUUGAUUUGAGGACGAAUUAUAAAUAUGGAAAAUAGCCUCUGGAGCAGAGGUUUUAGCACAGAAAAUAGUCUCAUUUUGGGUCUGGUAAUGACUGUACAAAAUUUUUAGCAAUGUUUUAAAAACACAGUAUAAACGUGAUACAGUUAUAUAUGUGCGAAUAUUAGUGUGCUGUUUCUUAGUCCUAUCCGGAAAACCAUUUUAUCUUUCUUUUUAUGAACCUUUUGCAGCAUUAUUCACUAAGUUAAAAAAAAAUCUGUGCCUACUCAAACCGGACAGCUUAUUGCAAAUGGAUGAAGGUGUGAAAGAUGUGAAAUGUAUAACUCCGUGAAACGUACUAGAAUGUCUACAUUCAGAAACAUUUGAUUUUUACUUGCACCCACGUUGUUUCACUUAGACAUUAGCGCUCAAAUUGAUAAGCUGUGUAAAGUGUUGUUUUGUGCUACUAUUCUUCACACUAUAUGAGAACAAGAGUAGCUUUUCAAAAAACAUGGAUGAAUUCCUCUUAUUGCCUGCCAUGUGAAACGUAUAUUCUCAGAACACAUAAAUAUAUAUAUAUAUAUGCAUUUAUUGUUAAAAGCAAAUCUGUUUGGAUUUGAUGUACAGUUUCAACAAAUAUGUGCAACAUAAGAAAUGAUUAGACGCACAUAUUGGGUUACAUAUGUAGGCUGGGUGAUGACGUUUAUAUAACGCAAGCAGGAUAAAAUGAGCCUCAUGCUGUAACAUUCUCUAUCUGUGGUUUAAAAUUUACUUUGUGCUAAGUGUCUGUCAAUAAAAUAUUAACCCUUUAGUAUCAUAGAGGAAAUCAAUAGACUGCAGUAAGAGGAUUGAGUCAGUGCUGGUUGCAGUACCAGUAUGGCAGAGUGGAAAAAAAAUGUUACAGUUUCAUGUAACUGUUUAAAAUGAAUAUUGUAAUUAUGUGGACCUAAGCAUAUCCUCAGGAUUUAACCAUAUAGUCCCACUUGGCUGGCUAUAUUUAACAAUACCCAUUGCUUUAUUUCCAUUGGCUCAGCUUCACCCAAAUUAAGAAGACACUUACAGAAAAAGUAGUUAAACAUUACAUGUAUGACAGUAUUUAUGUACCACAGUCUAGGUCAUCAGUUCAUACACAGAACAUUGUGAUGAAUCCAUUUCCAUCGUUGAUGUCUCAUUUCUCCAAACAGAUAAUGAUACUUUGAGUCAGGAAGUUUUCAACAACAUUAUCAUAGUCCUAAUUUAUGAACCGUGUUACUAUAUUCUAAAAUGUUCAUUUUUUGCACUAUUAUAUGAGUUAAUAUAUAUUUCGGAAAUUAGUUGUAUAUUAUGGCUAACCUGACUUUUUAUGUUUAUGGAACUCAUUGGUUGUAUAAUAUAUGGCAAUGACUAACACAAAAUGUGUAUCAGUUAAUGCAAAUCUAGGCCGAACCUGCUGUCACUAUUGUGUGGCUUGUUUCGUCUCCGUCAUACGACCAAGAAUAAUGAAAUCUGAAAUUUUGCUUUUGAAAGAAUGUAUUUUUUGUUCUUUUUUUUUUAAACUGAAACAUUAAAGGAAAAAAUAAAAGGGAA